Molecule: messenger RNA, 1193 nt
Organism: Triplophysa dalaica
Lineage: Eukaryota; Metazoa; Chordata; Actinopteri; Cypriniformes; Nemacheilidae
Gene: mapda
Product: adenosine deaminase-like
Exons: 10
Coding region: 98-1141 (347 amino acids)
Biological process (GO): inosine biosynthetic process; adenosine catabolic process
Molecular function (GO): adenosine deaminase activity
Source: RefSeq, a predicted model, not a curated record
GUCGGUGCGUCACGAAAAACAUUCCGUGUGUCAGAACUGUAAGAGCGGUCUUCAACACUCGCAAAUUCAGAUUUUAUAAACGCGAGGAAGUACGCAGAUGGAUACCGAAGCUGAUCUAUUUUAUCGUCGGCUGCCUAAGGAGCUGCACGCGCAUCUCAACGGUUCAGUGAGUUUUAAGACUAUGGAAACGCUCAUAAAGCAAAAGCCUCAUCUGAACAUUGAGCGCAGCAUGACCGCCAUCCGAAGCGGACAGCGCCGAACACUGGACGAAUGUUUUCAAGUGUUUAAAGUAAUCCAUCAGCUGGUUGAUUCAGAAGAGGAUAUACUGAUGGUUGCCAAAGACGUCAUUCAAGAGUUUGCAGCAGAUGGAGUGAAAUAUUUGGAAUUACGCAGCACGCCUCGGGAAGUGACUGAAACGGGUCUCACGAAAAGAAGAUAUGUCGAAACUGUGCUUGAAGCCAUUCGCCAGUGCAAAGAGGAAGAAGUUGACAUUGAUGUCAGGUUCCUUGUAGCUGUGGACCGCAGACAUGGACCUGAGGUUGCCAUGGAGACCGUGAAGCUGGCAGAAGAAUUCAUGCUUUCCAGUGAUGGAAUGGUAGUGGGGCUUGACCUCAGUGGAGACCCAACAGUCGGUCAUGGAAAAGAUUUGCUCUGUGCACUUCAAAAAGCCAAGAACUGUGGCCUUAAGCUGGCGUUGCAUCUCUCAGAGAUACCGUCCCAGAAAGAUGAGUCUGAGCUGCUGUUGAACUUGCCCCCUGAUAGAAUCGGCCAUGGAACCUUUUUACAUCCUGAGGCCGGAGGCUCAGAUAGUCUUGUGGAUAAAGUCUGCAAGCAAAACACUCCAAUGGAGUUAUGUUUGACCUCCAAUGUCAAAGGUCAAACUGUGUCUUCAUACGAUAAGCAUCAUUUCCAGUACUGGUAUAACCGAGGACAUCCGUGUGUACUUUGCACGGAUGAUAAAGGGGUGUUCUGUACAGAUCUCUCUCAGGAGUACCAGUUGGCUGCUUCCACGUUCGGCUUAAAUCAGGAGGCUGUGUGGGGACUCUCUCAGCAGGCCAUCAGUUUCACCUUUGCACCUGAGCCAAUCAAACAGAGGCUCGAGAAAAAGUGGGCAGAGCUCAGGCCACAGGUUCUUCAAUGAGGCAUAUCAAUGACACUAGCAAACUGUGCUUACUGCUCUACCUCAGAGAGCC